Cuscuta europaea is the source of this 2454-nucleotide messenger RNA. NCBI's taxonomy places the organism in Eukaryota, Viridiplantae, Streptophyta, Magnoliopsida, Solanales, Convolvulaceae. The record is from the annotation of a GenBank genome assembly.
AUCUUUGGAUGUAUUGUUGCCUUGAGAGUCCCAGUUGCCUGAGAAGUCCCUGUACCCUACGGUUUACCCCUAUAUCAUCAAUAAACGUCUAUUUCCAUCUCUGUUCAUCAGAUCUGUGAGAUUGGAUUACUGUUUUUAGCUUUGAUUUGUGUCUGUGUCUAACAUUGGUAUCAGAGACGGUUAAUCGUCGUUGAUGGUUUGGACGCGAGGGAAGAUGGAAUCACGAGUGGACGAGUUGGAGAAGAAUCAUCAAGAGACGAAGGAAAUACUGACCGCGAUUCUCGCAAAGUUGGAUGCAAGAGAAAAAAAUCGAUCACGAAGUCGAACGCAGGCAUCGUCUACAUCGCGUCACUCAUCGCAUCACUCAUCGCAUCAUCACUCGACGAAAUUGGAGGAUAGUUCCGAUGGAUCGGAAGGUCACAGAGGGUAUUCACCACCACACCGGCAUCGCCAUCACCAUCAGACGCACAGAAAGGUUGACCUACCUUUAUUCAACGGUGAAGACGCUUAUGGCUGGCUUGUCAGGAUUGAUCGUUAUUUCCAACUCAACAAUACAGAAGAAGAGGAUAAGAUUGAAGUUGCAGUAGUAGCGAUGGAAGGCAAAGCUCUGGGAUGGAUUCAAUGGUGGGAGAAACAAGCAAGAGAAAGGACAUGGUAGAAAUUAAAGAAGGCGCUGAUUCGUCGCUUUCAACCAGAGUUGAUCCAAAAUCCCUUGGGUCCUUUGUUGAGUCUGAAACAGAAAAAUUCUGUACAAGAAUACAGAGAACAAUUUGAAUCGGCCCUUGCUUCUCAAGAAUAUUUGGACAAGAAGGUUAUGAGAGGCAUCUUCUUGAAUGGAUUAAAGAAGGAUAUCAAGGCUGAACUAAAGUUGUAUAAGACCAAAGAUCUUGCUAAAAUCAUGGAAAAUGCACAGUUGAUUGAGAAUAAGAACGAGGAAAUAUUGUUCAGAAAGAAUAAAGAAGAAGGAAAAAGAACAUGGAAGAACACGGCAUCUAAAGGAAGCAGUUAUCAGAAAUGGGAAGAAGGGAUCAGAAGUAGCAGUAAUCCAACUCCUACACAGUCUUCUGGAAAUAAGAGUAAUGAUAACAAGAGUGGGGAGAUUGGUGAAGGUUCUAACUCCGGAAAAAUAGGCCCCAGUUUAUCCCAAAAAGAAUUGGUGGAAAGGAGUAAGAAGGGAUUGUGUUUCAAGUGUGGGGACAACUGGAAUAGAGGGCAUGUAUGCCAGAUGAGAAAUUUCAAAAUGGUUUUGAUUGAAAACUCUGAAGAAGAGGCAGAAACUGAAGAGGAUUGCAGCAAGUCUGAAGAAGAAGAGGGGCCUCACCCUGAACUAAAAUCAAUGCAAUUAUCAGUGCUCAGUAAAGAAGGUAUACCUUAUAUGAGAACUUUUAAAGUAAUGGGGAAACUAAGUUAGUCAGACUUAGUCUGCAGGAGAGAAACCAGUAAACAUUCUCAUUGAUUGUGGUGCUACCCACAAUUUCAUAUCACAGAAAUUGGUAGACAAGUAUAAAAUUCCUUACUAUAAAAUAAAAGGAUAUAAGGUCCAGACUGGGAAUGGGGAGUUCAUUUCCAAUAGUGGCAGAUGUUUGGGGCUGAAAUUAGAAGUGCAAGGGAAUGUAAUACAACAAGUGUUUUACAUCCUGGAGUUAGAAGGGACAGAACUAGUGCUUGGAAUGGAAUGGUUAACUCAAUUGGGAGAUACGGCUGUCAAUUUCCAAAACCAGAACCUUAUAUGGAAGCAGGAGAGUCAGAUUUGCUCAAUCAAAGGGGAUAUAGCCCUAAAUAGUAUGGCAGUUUCUCUCACAAUCAUGGCACUGAUUCUGCAACAAAAUGGAGAAGAGAACCUGCUGAAUUGUAAGGGACAAGAGCAAGAACAUAACAUGGAACAAAAGCUUUGUACAGGAGAGGAGGCUGUGAAGGAGUUCCCUGAAGUUUUCAAAGUCAGAUUAGACUUCCCUCCAAUCAAGGCUUAUGAUCAUGCUAUCCAGAUCAAGGAAGAAGCUAACUCUAUAUUCUCAAGCACAAAAUGUGGUUCAGUUCCAGGGUUGAAUCACACUGGCAAAGAGGUUCAGGAAACAUCAGUGAGUUGGAAAGAUCAAGUAUUGAAGCUUCUCUCUCAGAAAUUAGUGAAAUAUUGGGGAGGCAGAAGCGCCAGGAUGAAGAGGACGCAGAAGGUUACCUAUCGCCCACCUUGAGGGCAAGGUGGUUGUUUAGGGGGGAGAUUUGUUAGGGACCUACAUAGAAUAAUAAUAAAUAGAAUAAGUUUGUAAUAAUUGUCUUCUGUUAUUAGCUAUUAACUAUAGCUAGUGGAGCUGUAGGUCUAUAAAUAGAAUAAAACGGGUAAGAAGUGGGAGACGGUUAUCUUUGGAUGUAUUGUUGCCUUGAGAGUCCCGGUUGCCUGAGAAGUCCCUGUACCCUACGGUUUACCCCUAUAUCAUCAAUAAACGUCUAUUUCCA